AUGGCGGAAGACUCGGCAAUAGAAGUCAUUACCCUUACUGAUGGAGAGACUACCAUUCUUAAUAAUUUUAUUUCUGAACUGAAACGGCCUGCUACAGAUUCAACACAUGCAUUCCUACCAACUUCAAAGGAAAAACUUGAUGAUGAUUUAAGACCUGAUGAACCAUUUUCAAAAAUCAGGAAAGAUUUUUACAAUGACGAAAAAAGUGAGCAACAGUUUUUGAAAUCAAAGCCAACAUGUUUUGUAAUCUUUGGAAAACCUGGCGCUGGAAAGACUCAGUUAGCAAAGCAAAUUGCUCGACAAUGGAAUUGCGAACUCAUUAAUCCUCAAGAAUUAAUUAACCAAGAACUGGAACAACAGACUUUUCUAGGACAAAAGUGUUUUGAUAUAAUUAGUAAAGGAGAACUAAUCCUUGAUGAGCUCACUUUUAAAAUAAUGAACAAAAAAAUCAACUCCCCUGAGGUUGCUCAUCAUGGUUAUAUUCUUGAUGGUCUUCCAACAAUUAGUCAAGAAUUUAUGACUACCACUGAGCAAAUAGACUGGAUAAAGAAAAGAGAUCUCUCUCCUGAUGUCAUUAUUAAUUUGAAAAUUCCGGAUGAAGAUUUAUUAACCAGGAGGACAAACCAGAAGUACGACUCAAUGACAGGAGUUAUGUACCCUAAAGAAGUUUAUGAUCCCGAAAGAGUAGUCACUGUGGAUGAAGAAGAUGAAGAACAAGCGAAUGAGGAGGAAGUUGGAGAAGAUACAGAAGAAUUGUCUGCUGAGGACUUAGAACGACUGAUCCAACAGCCUGUAGAUAUGGAAGCUCCUGCAAAAGAUAGUAUAGAAAAAUAUAAGUUAAAUACAUUGCGGAUAAUUGAGGAUUAUAUCAUAAGUCAUGAUCAACAAUAUGUUUUGGAACUGGAUGCUAACCAACCGGCACAGACUUUAAUCCAGGAUUGUUUAAUGAAGUUUGAAUGCUGUGCUUUGAGCUCUGCUGCAGUUGUACAGGCACUAAACAAGGAGGAAGAAGUAGAUGAUAUAGAUUCAGAAGCUAUUUUCAAGACAUUUGGAUCAAAGGAAGUUUUGGCUGGACAGUACACUUGGAAAAGAAGUCGAUGGUCAAGAUUUUGUCCUGUAUCACUUUAUGAGGGCAACAUUAUUAAAGGAAAAACUGAAUAUGCUGUUGGGUUUCUUGAUAAACUUUAUUUUUUAUCAAGUCUUCAAGCGAUGGAGUUAUUUACUAAAAAUCCUCGACCCUAUUUAUUACAUCCUCAACCAAGGCCACCCUGUAAGCUUGUUGUUUUGGGAUUGCCCAAAUCAGGAAAGACAAACCUCUGUUACUUACUGGCAAAAAAAUAUAAUGCAACGGUAAUCGAUAUGGAACCUAUAUAUGAAGAAUUAAUGAAAUUUCGAGUAAUUGAAAAACACCAGGAAUGGCUGGAAGAAGCUACCACAAGAGCCAUUGCUGCUGUGAAAAAGAAUGUGGAACAGGCAUUUCUAGAGAGAUUGGCAGAAGAAGCCAAUGAACAAAGUGAGAAUGCAGAGGAAGAGCACCCAGAGAUAUUUAUUAGUGAAAUUAUUGACCAACUACUUGAAAGAGUGGAGCUGGACAUUAAAGACAGAGAUAGGUUCCCUUCUGAUGAAGAUGAUAAUACCGAAGAUCUCGAACCUGAAGUAGAACAUAUUACAGAAGAAGAAAUUGUACCAAAAGAACUUGAUCACGAUGAGUUGACAAAACUACAGCUGGAGAAAGAGUUAGAGGAGGUUGAUGAGGACAAUGAAGAAGUUAAAAUUAUUGUGGAAAAAUUAAUGCUUGAAUAUGCUGAACUUAGUAUUGCAUUCACACCUCGAGACCAAUAUCAGUUAAUGGAAAGAGUUAUUCAAUCAAUAGAGAUGGACAAUGGCAAAGAAUCAAUCACCAAUAUUAGAAAUGGUGGAUGGAUUUUGGAUAAUUUCCCAUUAACUCAAGAACACUGGCAGUUGUGUUCAGACUUUAAUUUAAUCCCAGACACUGUCAUUUGUUUGAUUGAUACAUCAGAUCAAUGGAGUUGGUUAAUGCAUCAAUGGGCAGAACAUUUCUUUGCUACUGUCAAACACAGGAAAGCAGAAGAGGAGGAGGAGGAAGAAGAAGAGGAAGAAUUCUAUAAUGAAGAUACUAGACUUGGAAAACCCGAGGGAAGACAACUUGGGGAAGAAAAUGCUGAAGAAGAACUAGAACAAGAGCAAGAAGAAGAAGAAGAAGGGCAAGAAGAGCAAGAGAAAGAAGAGGAGAAAUUGGAAAAAGACAGUGAACAGGAGAAAGAAGAGAAAGAAGAGGAAGAAGAUGAGAAAAAAGAGGAAGAAAAAGAACAAGAAAUGGUAAAUAAAGAGGGAGAAGAAGGAGAAGUGGAAGAGGGAGAGGUAGAAGAGGAAGAAGAAGCAGUAAAACAGGAAGAAUUAAAAUCGAAAACUCAUUCUGUGUCAGACAUGAUUCCUAAGGGAGCAGAAGAAAUGGAAUUCAUGGAAGAAGCAAUAUUUACUGAUGGUGAAACAGAAAUAACUUUAAGUGAUGUGAUGUAUAAAGAGUCAUCUGAAGAGUAUAGAAAAUCAUUGAAAAUUGCAAACACUAUUCUUAGCGGUGCAAUUGAAAGUGUCAAAACUUUCAUGGGUAUGGACCCUGUUAUAAUUCCUAUUGAGAAUCAAACUACUGAAGAUAUUUUCAUGAAAGUUGUAGAAGAAAUUGAAAAACUUUUCAAACAUGAAGCCAUUGAGUAUUCUGUUACUGAAAUGGAAGAAGAUGAUGCAAAUUAUGAUGCUGAUAUGGAGGAGGAUGAGAAAGAAGAAGAAGAUGACAAUUAUGAUGAAGAGGAAGAAGAUCCCAGAAUAAGUAAGAAGAGAUUACUAGGUGAUGUAAGUCAUUAUUGUCCAGUAAUGUUGAAAGAAAAAGGUGUUUUAAUCUCAGCAAGACAUGAAGUAGCAGUCAGAUAUGACAGUAAACUGUAUUACUUGACAUCCAUUGAAAUAUCAGACCAGUUUGUUGCACAACCAGAGGACUAUACCCCCAAAGACAAACCAUUCCAGCCUCCACCACUUCGGAUCUGCAUACUCGGUGCACAUGGCUCAGGGAAAACUGUUUAUGGCCGUUACAUAGCAAAUAAACUUGGUAUCUUCCACAUUUCAUUCAAAGAAAAAUUACAAGAAUUGAUUAUCAAAAAGACUGGCAGGAAAAUUGGCCCCUUAUAUGAAGAGGAUACUGCUACAGACUAUGGGUCACUGUCAGAUGAAGAUUCAGAUAAUAAGAAUAAAGAAGUUGAAGAGCAACAAGCAGAAACCUUCACGGAACCGGAAGAGUUGACAGAAGAUGAAGAAUGUAUUAGACACUUUCUCGAGGCUAACACCCCUUUAUCUAGUGACUUACUGUCGACAAUUAUAUCACCUUGGUGGUUUGAAGAACCAUACAGAUCAGUUGGGUUCGUAUUAGAAGGUUAUCCAAGUAUGGUAGAUGAUGUCAGUUUAACAGCAAAUAGUGGAUGUUUCCCAGAAGUUGCCAUCAUCUUAAACAUUGAAGCAGAGGAUGUUAUUAACAGAUUGUUGCCAGCCAGACUAAAUUCUUGGAAAACUAAAAGGGAUGCGAAACUUGAAAAAGUAGAGAAGAAAAAGGAUCAAAUAAUGCAGGAAAGAAGUGAAAACAUUGAAAAAAGACGUAUGGAAAUAUUAAAUGAACUCACCGAAAAACAAAAAGCAGCAGAAGAGGAAGGAAAAGAAGAGGAUCCUGAUGAAGAAAUGGACAUUGAAUCAACACUGUUGGAAGAAUUUCCGUUGCCUGAAGAUGACAGAAGGGAUGAAUUUGAAACUGAAGAUGAUGCCAGAGCUAGAUUUUCUAAAGAUAUUUCAACGUUAUAUGAGGCAGAAAAUUCAGAAAUAGAAAAAGUUCGGAUUGGUUUGGAGGAUCAGCUAAUUCCAACCAUUAUUAUCGAUGCCAAUCAAAGACAGCAUAUUGUAAAUUAUAUUUUGAUGCGAUCCUUGAAACCCUAUGUUACAUAUCGACAGAGUCUGUUUGAAAGAGUGUAUCCCGUGAAUGAAUCAACAGCAAAGUCUCUUCUCCACUCAGGAUAUAAGCUGCUAAGUCAUUUGGGAUAUUGGUGUCCUGUUAUGCUCAAAGAAGGUAAUCCCAUGCUACCUUACCAUGGACCAAACCAAAAAAGAGUGGGCUGUAUAUAUCGUCAGUAUAUCUACUUCUUGAGCUCAGUCCAAGCACGGGAGGAAUUUAGUAAGAACCCAUUGUAUUACUUAGAAGGUUUAUCACCUAAACUUGUAGUUCCAGUCAAGCUCAGCAUCAUCGGACCACCAAAGUCUGGAAAAACUUAUUUUUGUCACAAACUUGCUGCCCAAUUUGGACUAAUGAAAUUAUCGAUGGGAGACGCUGUAAGGAAUGUGUUGGAAAAUCAACCCAAGACAUUCCUUGCUCAACAAAUAUUAAGUUACCUUAUCAAAGGGCUCACUGUCCCAGAUGAAUUAGCAGUGAAAGCCAUUGAAACGGCUUUAUUGGAUGUCACUGCUCAAACACGAGGUUAUGUUUUUGACGGGAUACCUGCGACUGACAAUCUAGCCAAAUUACUGGAUGCCAGGAAGAUUAUUCCAGUAAAGGUCUUAGUGUUGAAUACUGCCAUGGAAGAAACUGCAUUCAGAGGAUCUCUUGAACGAGUCGAGAAGGAAGCGUCUUAUUCCGAACAUAACAGUGCCCAGAUCCUUGCAACAAAACAUCAAGUCUACAAGAAAGAAAACCAAACCAUACAGGACUGGUAUCAGAAGACUUUUGAGAACCUUUGUAUAGUCAUUGGGCAACAGUCCAAGUGGGCUCUUUGGAAUGAAAUUAAAGAGGCCAUAUCGGGUUCUGUUGAAAAAGUUCAAUCGUAUUUAGAAAAUGUCAAGAAAGAUCAAGCAGCCAGGCUCCAGGGUUUAUGUAUAACUAAAGAAACAUUCUUCAGCAGACUUGGUGAAUUCCGUGAAUACUGUCCGGUUACCCUUGCGCUCGAUGGAGAAUUAGCAGAUUGUUCAAAAGAUGAAUCGAUGAACCUUGUUGCUGAAUAUCAAGGAAAAUAUUACAAAAUGGAAAAUGAGGCACGAAUGGAGACAUUUUUAAAUGAACCACAAAAAUUUGUUCCUCCUUACGCUCCAAUGGCUUUACCCCCUCAAGAACUGAUCCCACAGAAAUGUUUAAAGAAAGAAGAAACCCCACAAUUUGAAUACUUUGGUUACUGUCCCGUGACAUACUAUGAAGGAAAAUGUCGAUAUGAAGCAAUUACUCUUGGUCAACCAGAUUUAGUUGCUGAAUAUCAGAAAAAAUAUUAUUGUUUUGCCUCAGAAGAGAAACUGGAAAAAUUCAUGAGAUUACCACAGGUAUACAGUAAAAUUGAAUUGAGUUAUAAACUUCCUCCAAAACCUGAUCCAUUAAUGGUAAAUCUUCUGCCUAAUCUUGGCUUCAUGGAACAGUCAUUAUCAACACCAAUUUUGAGAGCACUGGUUGCCGUUGGAAACUUCAAACCAAAGUUUCCUUUCCUCAGUCCCACACAGUCUGCUCUUCUCUAUGUAGCUUUCCAUCUUAAAGCUUUUAACAAACAGAAAUCAGGUUAUAUCAGGAAAAAAUAUAAACAAAAAUUAAAGAAUUUUGAAGAAAAUUGUAAUCUGAUUGCGUACCUCAGUAGCAACAUGAGCGAGUCUUACCAAAAAACUGACCAAAGAGAAUUUGGCUUCACUGAAAAACUGGAGACUUUUUUUGCUCUAAAAGAUUUUAAACAGAAUUCAAUUUGGAUUGCAUAAAUAUUGUUAGAAAAUUUUUUUUUAUAUUUUGAACAAAAGGAGGUUUUGACCACAAAAUAACAAAUAUGUUAUAAUUGACAAAUAAUUAAAUAUUUAUUAGGGAAAAAUACAUAAUAUUAAUAACAUUUAC
Octopus sinensis (East Asian common octopus) is the source of this 5911-nucleotide messenger RNA. Its product is annotated as adenylate kinase 9-like. The record is from RefSeq and is a predicted model, not a curated record. Lineage: Eukaryota; Metazoa; Mollusca; Cephalopoda; Octopoda; Octopodidae. Gene Ontology annotation, cellular component: cytoplasm. The transcript has 39 exons. Bases 1 to 5781 code for a protein of 1926 amino acids. Gene Ontology annotation, biological process: AMP phosphorylation. Gene Ontology annotation, molecular function: nucleoside diphosphate kinase activity; AMP kinase activity; ATP binding.